UCGGGGAGCUCAGGCUGAGUUGAGGAAAGACCCUAGAAGUGAAGUACACUAGAACCCUUUCAAAACAUACUAAUGUGUGCCUUUAAAAGAAUCCUUCUCCCAGCGCUGAAAAUGUGCUGCUCCUUCACUCGCCCGCAGGCCAUCCAAGAUGCAGAUCAGUGUUUUCUUCAGUGGCACAGUACAGAAGAUUUUCAGCUGAAAAGCUUGGUGAUUCAUUCAAGUCAGUGGUCACUUUGAGAGUCACAAAAGCACAAUGUUAUAGUCUACCAGUGGCUCCUGAUGAUGAUGGUGAGGUCUUAUGAAGAGAAACGAUCGGUCUGUGAACGAAACAGAAUAUUGUAAAGAGCUCAGCUCAUAAAUGAUGGGCAAGCCUGUAUUCUGCUGUGAGCUGCUCAGUGUGUGUGAUGUGUGUACAGUCAUUGAUCACAUGACACACGUGCGGAUCAGUUACUCCAGACAGCUUGGAAACCUGUAAAUACAGAUUUUAAACAAAGACUUGGUGUUGAGUUGCAGUGACACACCGGUGUCGAGUCACAGAAACAUACUUUCAGCACGAGUUUGAGUUCUGUAGCACAUUUAAAACAGCAUCGUUACUUACAGUCACACAUGAACAUUUCAAACCCCUUCACUCUAAUCAAUUCUAAAAGCGCUGCUAAAAAGGUACGAUUUCGGUCAUGACUUCACAGAUAGGGAAGAUUUAAUAUCACCCUUUGAUUUGAUCUGGUUUUAGGAACAUGAAGAUCUCAUGUUUCUUGUAUUUUGAUAAGGACUCAACAAGAUAUUUUGGGGCAAUGCCAUGCAACGCUUUAAAAACCAUCAAUAAGAGCUUCAAUUCAAAUCUACAUCUGACAGGGAACCGGUGUAAAGAGACCAAGACUGGGGUUAUUCUCUCUCUCUCUGCUGUGUGCGAGUCAGAAGUCUGGCCGCAGCAUUCUGUACUAACUGAAGAUGAGAUAACUGACCCUGUGAUAUGUACAGAAUUACAGUAAUGGAUGCGUGAUGAUGAUACAGAGGCAUGAGUCAUAGUCUCAGCUUCACAACACUAGCUGUGCCGCCGUACAGUGAACACAGAUUAACUCAUAAAGUCAUCAUACAGUGCAUGAAUAUAGAGUUUGGAACAGGAUCACACCUCUGUCAGAGUCGACUCAGGAGACGUCUGCAGGCCUGUGAGCACUGGUGAACAUUAAUGAAGCUGCAAACAGAUCCUCCUGUUCCACAGGUGUAGUGUUUUCUGAAACCGGAUCGGCUGACGAAACGAGCAGCUGCUCUCUGGACUCGCUCAGACCGGCCAGAUGGAUCCCAAGAGCGUCAUCAGACUCAGUCACUGUGACAAGGACAUCUACUGCUUCUUCGUGCCGGAUCAGUGUCCCGAGUGCGGCGUCAGCUUCAGCGGGAAGCGUCUGGAGGAGGCGCCGGUCAGCGUCCCGAGCCCCUUCAGUAACGGACACAAAGAACCGUGUGCUUUCCUCGUGGCCUCCACAGAGGACAGUGUGCUCAGGGACUUUGAUGGCAGUUCUGAUCUACACACAGGAAUCACCAACACCAGGGGAAUAGUGUACAACUACACGCGGUCGGGUGUCCAGAGAGAGGCUCAGGGCUGGGAGCGCUGUGUGUGUGUGCCGCUGGUGCAGCCCGACAUGUUCAGUCUGAUGAGCCAGUGGGACCAGUAUCUGGAGAAGUUCUCCUGCGCUCACAGCUGGGACCCGUCCUGCCACAGCUUUAACGAGGAGAGCCACAACUGCUACAGCUACUCGCUGACGUUCAUCAACUGUGUUCUGGCCACGCAGUCGAAGCCAGCGCUGAGUAAAGAUGAGUUCACACGCUCCUUUGUGCUUCCUCGGAUCAAACGAGCUUCCAAGUACCUGAUGCUGUGCCGCGAGAUUUCCCAGAACCACUUCUACAUCGUGGACAGUCCACGCAGAAACUCAGGCGAGGGUCCGAGUGAGGACGAGGACAGCAAGAACAAAUGAGACGCCUGUGCUCAAGACCCUCCUAAUCUGACCUUUCUCAGCUCCUUACUCUUCUUGUAUCAAAGUGAAUAAUGCCUAAACGUGCCUGUCGAUCUGCACUCUACUGAACUAAAAUAACACUUUUGUAAAACCUUCCAGACGUUUGCUUUACACAUGUGUGUCCCUGCAGCACAGAAGCAGUCAUCAGCAGCACAGGUAUAUUUGUAGCAAUAGACAACAAUACAUUGUAUGAGUCACAAUUAUACAUUUCUCUUUUAUGUCAAAAAUCA
Messenger RNA from Cyprinus carpio (common carp), 2239 nucleotides. RefSeq names its product MKRN2 opposite strand protein. Lineage: Eukaryota; Metazoa; Chordata; Actinopteri; Cypriniformes; Cyprinidae. The record is from RefSeq and is a predicted model, not a curated record. The transcript is spliced from 4 exons. Bases 1293 to 1970 code for a protein of 225 amino acids.